UCACUGCCAGUGAUGCCAUAUACUGUGGUCGUUUUAUACAAGUUCUUCAUAAUUUAAAAACACCCAAUUUUUCCACUCUUAUUACUUAUGAUAGGGUCUUCAAUGACAUUACUUACACAGUGACUAGCUGUACUGAGAAUGAGGCUUGACGUUAUGGCAGAUUUCUGUGCAGUGCUUUAGAGACUGUCAUGAGGUGGCACAGCAGUCCAGCUAUCUAUGAAAAGGAGUGCUUCAACUUUCCAGGUUUUCUAACAGUCUUCCGUAAAGGAACUGAUAUGAAUAACAAAAUGAACAGACUUGAUUAUGAGAAUUACAGACAUGUUUGUCAUAAAUGGCAUUUUAGGCUAACUAAGAUUUUGCCUCACUUUCCAAGAAUGACUCAGAUUGGAAUGGCCAUAGAAAGACAAGUGGAUAAACUUAGUAAAGAGGAGAAGGAUAAAAGACCAGAUAUUUAUGCAUUAGUUAUAGGGUAUGCUGGACAGUCAAAGAGCAAGAAACCAACUUGGGUACAAGAAACGGAAUUCCAUAUAAAAGAAGUGAGUCUGUUGUCAAACUGUAUGCACAUUUACAACAUUAAUUUUAUUUAAAAAAAUAUAACAAUGCUUUCUACAGUUUUACUAUAUACAUAGACCAAUGAAUGGACUAUUUAAAAUACAUUUUUUAUCUACCCGGUGUGAAAGUAAUGAAACAUAGGCAGGCUUAAACUUGUAUAAAACUUGUC
Molecule: messenger RNA, 721 nt
Organism: Biomphalaria glabrata
Lineage: Eukaryota; Metazoa; Mollusca; Gastropoda; Planorbidae
Product: THO complex subunit 2-like
Exons: 5
Coding region: 189-587 (132 amino acids)
Biological process (GO): mRNA export from nucleus; mRNA processing
Cellular component (GO): THO complex part of transcription export complex
Molecular function (GO): mRNA binding
Source: RefSeq, a predicted model, not a curated record